CGGCGGUAGAAGCAGAGAGCGCAGUUGUCGGCUGCAGGUCUCUCGGAGAGGAACGCGCAUUUGCCGUGGAAACAACACAGAACCUGUUUCUAUUCUGGCUCCGCUGCAGAAAAGUGUGAGGUUGACUAUCUUUUAAGAUCCCCCCUUUUUUUUUCCUCAUCCGACUGGCUUUCUCAUCAUCUGGAGGGAUACAAUCCGGAUUAGAGAAUCCAUCUGAAAGGGACAGACGGACCUCUCAGCCCCGUCCCCUCAUCCCAGUGAUGCUUAGCUGCUUUUUCCCAGAGGCCCACCUUGGCAGUUAGAGGAGAGGUCAUCACCAUGACAGCGUCCUCACAGGACUCCAAUCCCUCAUUUCUGGCUGGCCUCUUCCUCCUCCUCCUCCUCUUCCCAGCUGUUUACACGCAGAACUCGGCUGUCCCAACAACCCCAAGCACGCCUUUGUUCGACCCGCUGACCCAACCAGAGUGCACAAAGAAAGAACAUCCAAAGGUUUCCAUCCAAGCGCUCAGCCCGUGGAUCUCCACGUUCUUCCACCCUGGUGUGAGAGACUACUCACAGCUCACCCUUGACCUGACUAGGGAUGAGCUUAUUGUUGGUGCCAGAAACUACCUUUUCAGAUUGGAUCUCCGUAACCUCUCAUUAAUACAGGCGACAGAGUGGGCACCGGAUGAGGAAACCAGGAAGUCAUGUCAGAGCAAAGGCAAAACAGAGAUGGAAUGCCAGAAUUAUAUCAGAGUCCUGCUGGUGAACAAGACCGAGGUCAUGACCUGCGGCACUAAUGCUUUCCAGCCCCUGUGUAUCACCAGAGAGGUGGGGAACAUCAGCCGAGUGCUGGAGCGAGUCAACGGCGUGGCUCGCUGCCCGUACGACCCUCGUCACAACUCCACGGCGGUGGUGACGGAGAGCGGGGAGCUGUACGCCGCCACCGUCAUCGACUUCUCAGGACGCGACCCCGUCAUAUACAGGAGUCUGGGCGGCAUGCCCCCGCUGCGCACUGCCCAGUACAACUCCAAAUGGCUCAACGAGCCCCACUUCAUCUCGGCCUAUGACAUCGGCCUCUUCACCUUCUUCUUCCUGAGGGAGAACGCGGUGGAGCAUGACUGUGGCAAGACAGUCUAUUCCCGCGUGGCCAGGGUCUGCAAGAAUGACAUCGGUGGGCGGUUCCUCCUGGAGGACACCUGGACCACGUUCAUGAAGGCGAGGCUCAACUGCUCCCGGUCCGGAGAGAUCCCCUUCUACUACAAUGAGCUCCAGAGCACUUUCUACCUGCCUGAGCAAGAUCUCAUCUAUGGCAUCUUCACCACCAACGUCAACAGCAUUGCAGCCUCCGCAGUGUGUGCCUUCAACCUGAGCGCCAUCACCCAAGCCUUUAACGGGCCCUUCCGUUCCCAAGAGAACCCUCGCUCCACCUGGCUUCCCACAGCUAACCCCAUCCACAACUUCCAGUGUGGAACCAUAAACGACAAAGGUCCCAACGAGGGUUUGACGGAGCGCAGCCUGCAGGAUGCACAGCGGCUUUACCUGAUGAACGACGUGGUCCAGCCGGAGUCUGUAGAUCCUCUCGUAAUGCAGGAUGACGUCCGCUUUUCCAACCUUGUUGUGGACAUUGUUCAGGGCAUGGACACCCUUUACCAUGUCAUGUACAUCAGCACAGAAUAUGGCACCAUCCUGAAGGCUCUUGCCACGCCCAACAAAAACCUUCAGGGCUGUUACCUGGAGGAGAUGGAGCUCCAUCCGUCUGGGGUCCGAGAGCCAAUCUUGAGCCUUCAGAUCCUUCACAGUGACAGGUCCCUCUUUGUCGGUCUCAAAGACAAGGUCCUGAAGAUCCCUCUCGAGAGGUGUUCCUCCUACAAAACCGAGACACUUUGCUUGGAGGCCAGGGACCCCUACUGCGGCUGGGACUUCAGGCAACGCAAAUGCACCACGCUGGAGGAAAGCUCCAACAUGAGCCAGUGGAAACAGAACAUCACCGUUUGUCCGCUGCGGAACCAGACCACCGACGGUGGCUUUGGACCCUGGACUCCGUGGCACACUUGCAACAAUGACGAUCCAUUGGAUGGCGUGAGCUCUUGUUUGUGUCGCUCCAGAUUAUGUGACAGCCCCGCCCCUCGGUGUGGAGGCAAAAACUGUGAAGGACCCUCUAUUGAGGUCUCAAACUGCUCAAGGAACGGAGGCUGGACACCCUGGUCGUCGUGGGGACAGUGCAGCACAACCUGCGGUACUGGCUUCGAGAUGCGCCAGCGCUCGUGUAACAACCCCUCACCUCGACACGGUGGAAGAGUGUGCGUGGGGCCCACCAGGGAUGAACGGUUCUGCAAUGAGGGUGUGUCGUGUCCUCAGCCUAUUUUUUGGACCCCAUGGGGCUCUUGGACUAAGUGCAGCACAGAGUGUGGUGGAGGUGUCCAUUCUAGGGUCAGGUCCUGUGAGAAUGGCAACACUUGUCCAGGAUGUGCACUGGAGUAUAAGGCCUGUAACCUGGAGGCCUGUCCAGAGGUGAAGAGGAACACUCCCUGGACGCCCUGGAUGCCCGUCAAUGUGACCCAAGGCGGCGCUCGCCAGGAGCAAAGGAUGCGCUACAUGUGCCGGGCCCACCUGGCUGAUCCACACGAGCUGCAGAUCGGACGGAGGAAGGUGGAGACGCGCUUCUGUCCAAACGACGGAACGGUGGUCUGCGAGACAGAUAGCCUUGUCGAAGAGCUGCUGAAAACGCCAGUGCUGAGAAUGGCCGCGACGAGCUGGUCAUCGUGGGAGACCUGGUCCAGCUGCUCUCAGAGUUGUGCCAAAGGCUACCGCACCCGUCGGCGAACCUGUUCCGGACCAGAGGGGAAGAGCGCCCCCGUGGCAUGCCGUGGCUCCCCCGUAGAAUACCAGGACUGCAAUGUGCAGGCGUGUCCCGUGAAAGGUGCAUGGUCCUGCUGGUCUCCCUGGUCUCAGUGUUCAGUGGGCUGCGGCGGUGGUCACUACCAACGGACUCGCUCCUGUAACAGCCCGACGCCCGCCAACGGAGGAGACAUUUGCAUCGGCCUGCACACCGAGGAGGCCCUGUGUAACACGCACACAUGUGACGGUGGAUGGAUGGCCUGGUCACUGUGGUCGACCUGUGACGACUCGGGCUUCCAGACCAGGAGUCGGGUAUGUGGCGCUCAGGGCAGCAGCCCCUGUUUGGGGAACAGCACUCAGCGAAGAGACUGCAAUGAAAUACCCGUCAUUCUGCCGGCAUCUGGUUUUGAUAAGGACCAACAAUGUGGAGCCUUCACCUCCAUCCACCUAAUUGCCACUGGCGUUUCCUGUUUCCUCGGGGCGGGGCUGCUGUCCUUCCUCAUCUACGUUUACUGCCAGCGAUUCCACAAGCCCUCGCAAGAGUCGGCCGUCAUUCACCCGACAACCCCGAACCACCUCAACUACAAAGGCAACACCACACCAAAGAACGAGAAGUACACGCCCAUGGAGUUUAAGACACUGAACAAGAACAACCUGCUGCCAGACGAAAGAUCCAACUUCUACCCGACGCCCCUGCAGCAGACCAACGUCUACACAACCACCUACUAUCCCACGCCGCUUGGCAAGUUUGACUACCAACCCAACGCCUCCCCCUCACCGUGCAGAACCUACAACAACAGUAACAACAGCUGAGACCCAGCCCACAGCUGACUCUCCUCUCCCCCCCCAAC
Molecule: messenger RNA, 3671 nt
Organism: Fundulus heteroclitus (mummichog)
Lineage: Eukaryota; Metazoa; Chordata; Actinopteri; Cyprinodontiformes; Fundulidae
Gene: sema5ba
Product: sema domain, seven thrombospondin repeats (type 1 and type 1-like), transmembrane domain (TM) and short cytoplasmic domain, (semaphorin) 5Ba
Exons: 23
Coding region: 319-3633 (1104 amino acids)
Biological process (GO): neural crest cell migration; semaphorin-plexin signaling pathway; axon guidance
Molecular function (GO): semaphorin receptor binding; chemorepellent activity
Source: RefSeq, a predicted model, not a curated record